Molecule: messenger RNA, 588 nt
Organism: Symbiodinium necroappetens
Lineage: Eukaryota; Dinophyceae; Suessiales; Symbiodiniaceae
Source: the annotation of a GenBank genome assembly
AUGCGCCGCGCCCAGGUGGACCGCUCGACCAGCGAGACCAGGAUUUCCGCCGCCGUGAACCUCGACGGCACCGGAAUCUACAACGUCUCGACCGGCCUCGGCUUUCUCGAUCACAUGAUCGAGCAGCUCUCGCGCCACAGCCUGAUCGACAUCGAGCUGUCGGUGGAGGGCGACCUGCACAUCGACGGCCACCACACCACCGAGGACUCCGGCAUCGCGCUGGGCCAGGCCGUGGCGCGCGCCCUGGGCGAGCGCACCGGCAUCACCCGCUACGCCGACGCGCUGAUCCCGAUGGACGAGACCCUGACCCGGGUGGCGCUGGACAUCUCCAACCGCCCCUACUUGAUCUGGAAGGUGGAGUUCACGCGCGACAAGCUCGGCGAGAUGGACACCGAGCUGUUCCGCGAGUGGUUCCAGGCCUUCGCCUUCAACGCCGGGCUGACCCUGCACGUCGAGACGCUCUACGGCCUCAACAACCACCACAUCGUGGAGUCCUGCUACAAGGGCCUGGCGCGGGCGCUGCGCAAGGCGCUCGAGAUCGACCCGCGCAAGGCCGACCAGGUGCCCUCGACCAAGGGCACGCUCUGA